Molecule: messenger RNA, 1488 nt
Organism: Oryza sativa Japonica Group (Japanese rice)
Lineage: Eukaryota; Viridiplantae; Streptophyta; Magnoliopsida; Poales; Poaceae
Source: RefSeq, a predicted model, not a curated record
ACGGAAAACACACACAAAAAGGGGAAGAAAAUCACGCAAAGAAAGGGAAAAAAAAUAACUCGAAGAGUCCGUUUUUUCUUCCUCCUACUCGCCCCAAUCCAAUCCACUCCACCGUACCACUCGCCGCCGCCGCCGCCGCCGACGACGAAGCCGGCGCCGCCGCCGGAGCCGAUCCCCCGCGGGCCCACCCUCCUACUUCGCGCUUCCUCGGCCGAAAUCCCUACCGGGUCGAAUCGCCCCGCGGCGCGCCGCUGAUCCGCGCCGCCGCGCCCUAGCCAUCCCGGGGACGGGCGGCGGCUGCUGCUGCUGCUGCCGAUGCAUGGUUGGUGGUGGCGGGUAGGUGAGUAAGAGAGUAGGCGUACCAUGUUGCAGUGUCUGGAGGGGGUGAAGCAGCUCUGCGGCGUGCUACUCAAGUGCUGCGACCUCGACCUCAAGCAGCCCAAGGGGCUCGAGGAUCCCGAAAUCCUCGCCAGGGAGACCGUCUUUAGUGUGAGCGAGGUUGAGGCGUUGUAUGAGCUGUUCAAGAAGAUCAGCAGCGCGGUGAUCGAUGACGGACUGAUCAACAAGGAGGAGUUUCAGUUGGCGCUGUUCAAGACCAACAAGAAGGAGAGUUUAUUUGCUGACCGUGUAUUUGAUUUGUUCGAUACAAAACACAAUGGUAUUUUAGGAUUCGAAGAAUUUGCCCGUGCGCUCUCAGUAUUUCAUCCAAAUGCACCUCUCGACGAGAAAAUUGACUUUUCUUUCCAGCUAUAUGACCUCAAGCAACAAGGGUUCAUUGAAAGACAAGAGGUUAAGCAAAUGGUUGUUGCAACACUUGCUGAGUCGGGAAUGAAUCUUUCGGAUGAAGUCAUAGAGAGCAUCAUUGAUAAGACAUUUGAGGAGGCCGACACAAAACAUGAUGGGAAAAUUGAUAAAGAAGAAUGGCGCAAUCUAGUUCUCAGACAUCCUUCUUUACUGAAAAACAUGACACUCCAAUAUCUCAAGGACAUCACAACUACAUUUCCAAGCUUUGUCUUCCAUUCUCAAGUCGACGAUACUUGAAAUCUGAGAAUUUCCCCCUCCAAUGGAAUGCCAGAAGACAGUCUCGUUGCUUUUGAGGCUUUGCAAUGAGUAGUUUUUGGUUCAGCACUUCAUCUGAAGCCAUAAAGUUCCAGAGAUGAUCACAUAUUGCAGUGGAGAAAUCAAACAUUUCCGUAUUGUUAAUAAUAGUUCUUUUUCUUGCUUUUAGCCGGUGUGUGAUAUCUGUCUCAAGUUUCUUUUCCCUAUUUUCUGUUUUUUUUUCUUUCUGUUGGUUUAUUGGUUAGUAGUCGAUCUAAUUGUUUGAAGAAACCUCCGACCGUGUAUAAAGCUUCCUUCUAGUGAACUGUAUUUAAGUCAGGAAGUUUUCUAUUGUAUAUUGCAGAUUAAUUGAAUGGCUCAGGAAUUCCCUAGUUGAUUUUUAAGUGUUUUACCGUCUGAAUAAUAAUAUUUUACAAUCAGAUUUCGAUA